GCACUGCAUAGUCAGAAAGCAAAUGCCAGUGUCACAAGUGGAGCAUGUGGAACCCCAACACCUGCACAGAAGAGAUGACAUGGAGAUGGAUACAGAACCCAAGUGAGUCUGAGAAGCAACAGCACACGAUGCUACUCACCCUCGAGAGAUUGGUGAAGGACGCUGGGUUACCUACUGUGAGGGCAUACUCACACUCGUACCUUUUCAACUCAACUCUGGAUGAGAUUGCUGUCAGGUUCAUCCAGGUUCAACUGUAAUUGCGGUCAGAUACAUUUAGAAAAGUGCUAGUGUGAGUAUGCCCUGAGAAGGAUGUUUCCUUGCUUUGUUUGGGAGGCAGGCAGGCAGGCAGGCAGGCUGGCAGGCUGGCCAAUCUAGAGUCUGAAUGCCCCGUCCGCGGCAUCCGGAAUUUAGGAACACUGCUGAAUCUGUUCCUCUGUGUGUGUGUGUGUGUGUGUGUGUGUGUGUGUGUGUGUGUGUGUGUGUGUGUGUGUGUGCAAGAGGGAGUGCACAGUGGGGAGGUAGGUUUGUGUGUUAAUGCUGUUUAGGAGAGCUGGAGAGGGAGGUUUUGAGAGAGAGGCAAACAGAUGUACAGAUGAGGGAAGAUUCUAUGUAUUGUAGGCGAUGAAGAGCUAGAAAGAGAGAUGGGCAAUUGUGUGAGAGGAGUACCAUGAUCUGUAUUAUUAUGCAAGUGCAUGUGCUGGCGGGGCGAGGUAGGUAGCAGUGGUCACAAGAAUCUUGUCUAUAAGGUAUAUAGGUUUCAGGGAUAUGGUGGGUCUGACGUGACAACGUCAGAGAUGUCAGACAUCAGGAUAGUUGGUGCUUUAGGCAGUAGGAUAUCCGCAGUAAUGAGGAUCGUUUUUGGAAGUGCGCUAGCUUGGGCGACAUGGCAAGGGGACAGUCCUUUGUGAACUGUUUCAGGUGCAAAACAUAAUUGCGCUCGAGCAGUGGAAGAAUAAUGUGUGUAAUAAUGUGUACAACAUGUCGUGCAUCUUGAAUAAGCAUUUUGAGAGGAUGAUCCUGAACGAUCUUCGUUUUCGGCGCCAGUGCAUGCGUCGAGCACGUGAGGAAGAGCACGCGACAUAGAACACGUGACAAAGAGCACGUGACGAAGAGCAUGCGACAAAGAGCACGCGACAAAGAGCGCGCGACAAAGAGCACGCGACGAAGAGCAUGCGACAAAGAGCACGCGGCAAAGAGCGCGCAACAAAGAGCACGCGACGAAGAGAAAGGGGCGGGCGCAGUGUCUUCAGGAGUUAUAUCAUGGAUGUCCUGGUAGUGGUUGAAUGGACCAGGAUGUUGGUGUACUCAGUGCGACGGAACGGCGGUGGAAGAGAAAGGUGGGAGCUCGAAGCUUGGAGGAUAUGGUGGAGUCGUGCUUGCCGUGCAGGCAGCAGUGUACAGGAGUUUUGUAGCUGAAGCUUGCUGCUGACUGUUGUACCUAGACAAAUAUAGAACUAUACAAUCAAUUGAGCGGUGGCUAAAUGUAUAUAGUCACUAUUUGAAGCAACCGCCGUGAAGCCGUUUCAAGUUGUGUAAAUAGACCUCGUGGCACGCUUGACCGCAUGCCAGGGUUUCUUCCACUAUCCUUAUCGACACCCAUUUGUAGAACCAUCAUUUUCUGCAGCCUCAUUCUGAAGCUCUAUUGGAGUCUUUGUAUGUACGCUGGAUGUCUACUGCUACUACUACUACUAUUACUACUACUUUUCUCUCUCUCUCUCUCUCUCUCUCUCUCUCUCUCUCUGUCUGUCUCUCUCUCUGUCUCUCUCUCUGUCUCUCUCUCUCUCUCUCCACACAUGCACAUGCACACACAUUCAGAGACAGGCACCCAGUGUGAACAUACUUGUGCUCUGUCACUCACUGAGCCAAUCCUUUUGGCAGAACAGAACGGCUUGCAUAUUUCAGGCCUCUUUUUGGAGAGUGUAUAAUAUUCAUGAUAUCCACAUUUCAUGUUGUUCUUCACCAAUUUUGAUGUAUGGGUGAUCUGCUGCCUUUUAUCUGUGGGGCAGCAGCAUAGUACAGUGUUGUUGUAGGAUGCAGCUGCUGCAUGUUUGCAUUGAUUGGGGGAUCGGAAGGAGGGAGGAGAGGAGGGGGCGUGGGGGAAUCUACCAGGUGGGGUGUGUUGUAGUUGAUAAAAUAGCCAUGCGAGU
Molecule: messenger RNA, 2147 nt
Organism: Chara braunii
Lineage: Eukaryota; Viridiplantae; Streptophyta; Charophyceae; Charales; Characeae
Source: the annotation of a GenBank genome assembly